AUGCUUAUCAACUGUGGCUCCCUGUCAGAGUUUACUCGGACACGAUAUGUGAUCCACCUAUCCACUGGGAAGCGACUGGUCUUAUUUCGCUUACCCUCUAUCGACCCGUCUGGCUCAAAAUCCAAUGAGACCCAAGGAUGGUCAUACUACGCUAUGGAGGCCGAGUGCCCCCACGCUGGCGGUCCCAUGGCCGACUCACAGGUCGACAUUGAAGAUUCAGCAUACGUCGUAUCCUGUCCCUGGCACGCAUAUGAUUUCAACGUCGAAACGGGAGAGUCGAGUGUGGGCAUCAAAGCCUGCACAUUUCCUGUCGACGUGCGCGAUGGAUCUGUGACGAUAGAUUUUCCAGUCGAAGACGGUGUUUCCGUCGGCCUGGGUAAGGUCGAACCUGUCAGCGAGAAAGUGAAGCUAAAGCACCCGCGACCCUCUGACAAGCCUGCACCUGCACCUAAGCAAGAAGAUCCUGGCAUGGCGCGCUAUCUUAGUAACGACGCGACAUUGUGUGAUUGGGCUGUUCAUAUUUUGAGCACUGCUAAUCCAGAGCACAAGAUUGAACUGACCACUCACCUGUACAACAUUUUCACAUCCAGAGAAGGAACUUCCUCACCUAUGGACAUUGGAAGGGGUACAGUGACCGCCCCAGACCAACCCCCGCGUGAGAAUAUGGUUGAAGUGAAGCCAGGCGCCAUGCCUAAAACUGGGAAGGGCGGGUCUCUAAAAAGCAGAAUCGCAAUGCUCCAUGCACUAGCCAACAUCGAGCUAUGGGCCAUCGAUCUAGCAAUCGACAUUUGCGUUCGAUUUUCGACAUUCAAGACAACCGAAGAGUCUCCCCAAGAGCUACCCCGGGCAUAUUUCCAUGACUGGCUGAAGGUCGCAAGCGACGAGGCCAAGCACUUUUCUCUCCUACGUACCAGGAUCGAGGAAAUGGGAUCUCAUUUUGGCGAGUUGCCUGUACACCACGGUCUCUGGCAGUCUGCAACGGAAACGGCACACGAUCUCAGAUCUAGAAUUAGUAUCAUCGCCUUGGUUCACGAAGCUCGAGGCCUUGAUGUCAAUCCCAUGACGAUUCAAAAGUUCCGCAACGCUGGAGAUCAUGAGAGCGUUGAGGCGUUGGAGGUUAUUCAUAACGAUGAGAUCACGCACGUUACAACGGGCCAUCGAUGGUUGACCUGGAUAUGUGCCCAGGAGGGCACAGACCCGGUACAAGUCUUCCGUGACAACGUUUCAAAACAUUUCCGGGGGAGCAUUCAGGGACCGUUCAACGAGGAAGCUCGCUUGCAGGCAGGCAUGGAUCGUCGUUACUACGGGACUACUCCGACUCCGGUUGCAGCUUCAUAA
Messenger RNA from Penicillium daleae, 1338 nucleotides. Its product is annotated as Rieske [2Fe-2S] domain protein. The coding region runs from base 1 to 1338 and encodes 445 amino acids. The record is from RefSeq and is a predicted model, not a curated record. Gene Ontology annotation, molecular function: 2 iron, 2 sulfur cluster binding. The transcript has a single exon. Lineage: Eukaryota; Fungi; Ascomycota; Eurotiomycetes; Eurotiales; Aspergillaceae.